Molecule: messenger RNA, 5162 nt
Organism: Calypte anna (Anna's hummingbird)
Lineage: Eukaryota; Metazoa; Chordata; Aves; Apodiformes; Trochilidae
Gene: TFRC
Product: transferrin receptor
Exons: 19
Coding region: 175-2514 (779 amino acids)
Biological process (GO): intracellular iron ion homeostasis; transferrin transport
Cellular component (GO): external side of plasma membrane
Molecular function (GO): transferrin receptor activity
Source: RefSeq, a predicted model, not a curated record
GGUGGGGGGAGUCGUGGCUGCGGAGGCAGCUGCAGCAGUUGAGACCUGGUGCGGCGGAGCUGCGGGGGCUGCGGGUGAGCGACGGGGCGAGUGCGAGGCUGUUGGUUGGGUAGGAAGGGGCGGCUGCUGCUCUGAGGGCUGUGGUCAAGUUGGUGAGCACUCCUCCAGAAGGCAAUGGACCAUGCCAGAGCGGUGAUCUCCACUUUGUGUGGCGGUGAGCCCCUGUCAUACACACGCUUCAGCGUUGCCCGGCAAACAGAUGGAGACAACAGCCACGUGGAGAUGAAUCUGUCUGCUGAUGAUGAGGAAGGAAGGGAAAGACCAGACCACCUGCAUGCCAGCAUGCCUCCUUCACGGAGGAGGGGCAGGAACAUCUGCUUCCCAAUCAUCGCAGCUGUCCUUCUCCUUUUGAUUGGGUUUCUGAUUGGCUACUUGAGUUACCGUGGACGAAUGCAGAAGGCUGGCAGGUGUCUGGAUGGAAGUGGCAAGUGUGAGAUGACUACUACUGAAUCAUACUUAGCUGCUCUUGAUGAUGAUGAUGAAGCUGAGGCAGAAAUGAUUCUUGGACCACCUGUCCUCUACUGGCCAAAGCUCAAAUCCCUGUUGACAAAUAAGCUGUCAGCCAGACGUCUUGAAGACAGCUUAAGACAAAGAGCAAAUAAGGAAUCUUUUGAAGCUGGCCAGAGUGAAGAUGAGAACACCGCCAGCUACAUUCAUGGCCAGUUCAGCAGCUUUGACUUGGAUGAAGUGUGGAAUGAUGAGCACUACGUUAGGCUGCAGGUCAAAGGCAGCAGUGACAACAGUGUGUCUGUUCUGAAAGAUGGUAAAGAAGAGCUUUUGGAGACUCCCGGUGCAUAUGUGGCAUACAGCAAUAAUGGCUCAGCUGCUGGCAAACCAGUUUAUGUGAACUAUGGACUGAAAGCUGAUUUUCAGAAGCUACAGAAGCAGGGCAUUAUACUGAAUGACACUAUAACCAUCUUCAGAGCUGGAAAAAUAACUCUUGCUGAGAAAGUUGCAAAUGCCAAAGAGGCAGGAGCAGUGGGUGCCCUCAUGUACCUAGAUCCUGAUGAUUACAAGAACAGAGAUACGCUUGUCCCCUUUGGACAUGCCCACUUUGGAACUGGAGAUCCUUUCACCCCAGGAUUCCCUUCUUUCAACCACACCCAGUUCCCACCAGUGAAAUCUUCUGGACUGCCUCACAUUGUUGUUCAGACCAUCUCUAGCGGAGCAGCAAGAACGCUGUUCAGCAAAAUGGAUGGUGGAGAGGACUGCUUUCCAGGGUGGAAAGGAGGACUCAUGGGAUGUAAGGUGAUGGUGAGCAGCACGAGCAAUAUGACAGUGAAACUGACUGUGAGCAAUGUUAUGGUGGACAGGAAGAUUCUGAACAUCUUUGGUGCUAUCAAGGGAUUUGAAGAACCAGAUCGCUAUGUUGUGAUUGGAGCCCAGAGAGAUUCCUGGGGCCCAGGAGCAGCCAAGGCUGGUGUUGGAACUGCCAUAUUGUUGGAACUUGCCCGUGUGAUUUCAGACAUGGUGAAAAAUGAUGGCUACAAACCAAGGCGCAGCAUCAUCUUUGCAAGCUGGAGUGCAGGAGAGUAUGGAGCUGUGGGUGCUACUGAAUGGCUGGAGGGAUACACUGCCACACUGCAUGCCAAAGCCUUCACUUACAUUAACUUGGAUGCUGCAGUCCUAGGCUCCAAACAUGUGAAGAUUUCUGCAAGCCCCUUGCUGUACACCUUGCUGGAGAGAACUAUGAAGGGGGUGAAGGACCCAGUGAAGAAUUCUGGAAGCCUGUAUGACAGAGUUGGCUCUAACUGGGUAAAAACAGUUGUUCCCCUUGGCCUGGAUAAUGCAGCGUUCCCUUUCCUGGCCUAUUCAGGAAUCCCAGUGGUUUCCUUUGGUUUCUGCAAUAAAGAUGAAGAAUAUCCCUUCUUGGGCACUACAGAGGACACAGUAGACAACCUGAAGAUGAUUGACAAGUUGGAUGAUCUUAUGCGUGCUGCUGCAGAAGUUGCUGGACAAAUAGCUCUCAGGCUGACCCAUGAUCAUGAGCUCUACCUGGACUUUGAGAGAUACAGUGAAGAAUUGCUAGCAUUCCAGGAGAAGUUUUUGGUCUACGAUCGGGAUGUAAAGGCGCUGGGGCUGACCUUGAACUGGCUGUUUUUUGCCCGUGGUGACUUCCAGCGAGCUACAGAUGCACUGAGAAAAGACAUUGCAAACACUGACAAGGAAAACAGGAUUGUCCGCAGAGCCCUGAAUGACAGGAUCAUGAAGGUGGAGUAUGACUUCCUCUCCCCAUACCUCUCACCAAAAGAUGCUCCCUUUCGCCACAUCUUCUUCGGCAAAGGCCCCCACACUCUGCAGAGUCUGCUGGACAACCUGCAGCUGCUGAGAACCAACAAGAACAGCGUGGAUGUGAACAUGCUGAAAGAGCACCUGGCCCUGGUGACCUGGACCAUUAAAGGGGCUGCCAAUGCUUUAGUGGGUGAUAUCUGGAAUACAGACAACGAAUUCUAGACACGGCAAACACCUGGUUAAGGUACAGGUUUAGGGAAACCCACUCCCUAACAUGGCAUUUUCUUUAGAUUUUCUGGCAACAAAUCUUUUUUGACCAAAGUUGAGCAAAAAAUUUUAAUCUCACCUUGACAAAUUAACAGGAAGCAGUUUUAAAGCAGGUACUAAGAUUACCAUGAAAUCUCCUCUGACCAGACUCCCAUCUGACCACAGUCCAAACUGGUCACAUACAGCUGCUUGUGGGUCUUGUACUUGAGAACUAACAGCUCAGGUAACUCCUGAACCAGUACCAUGAGUGGGGAGGUACCUCAUCUAUUUUGGGUUUUAAUUGUUGGCCCCCCAAACCAGGUGACAAAAUAGGGAAUUAAUUCCUCUUGAUACUUGUAAUGAGGAUCCCUUCUUUGGCAGGGAACUGCAGACACCAACCUGUAGUUCAAAAAUAAAACAACCUAGUAAUAGCCCACAAGUGCUGAAUUAUCAACAAGCUCUGAAGUGCCCGGCCUGCCUUUACUCAACAGCAGGGUCCCAAUGACAUCUUGGAGGCUUGCCUCUGCUGAGGCAUGUCUCAAUACCCAGGGAAAAUGACCCAAAGAUUAUCUAAUGCCCCCUUUAUAUCCUCACCAAGUCCUGCAGCAUUGAGAAAUGGUCUAGACUGGUACUUCAGACCUUGCUGCUCUGGGGCCUUUUGUGAAAUCGAGUCUCUUGCUGGCCAAACCCUGUUUGACUAAUGCCAUUUUGCAGGACGGCUCUUGUUUGGCACUGAGAUAUUUAUUUGUUUAUUUAUUUAUCAGUGACAGGGUUCACUAUAAAUGGUGUGGUUUUUUUUAUAGAAGAUAAUUAUCGGAAGCAGUGCCUUCCAUAAUUAUGACAGUUAUACUGUCGUUUUUGAAUAAAGCAGCAUCUGCUAUUACAAUCAAACAUGAUACUGGAACUUUGCAUUUAAAAUAAUCUAAACAAUCCCCUCAAAAAAAAAAAGUUUUGAAAACUAUCAGCUAAGCUUUCUGUGGCAAAAACACCUCUCUGGAAGAAACUUCAGGGUGUAAACCUGGUAGCAAGUCUCCAGGUUGUGUUCCAAAACAAUCCUUGAAAUGCUGAAAACCUGUGUGGAAACUCAAAUAGUAGAAAUUUGGCUUCCCUGUGGUGUCCAUGCCCCUCUGUGGGACUUGGACUCCCUCUUCAUCCCUGGGUGCUGUGCUCAAGCAUGGGGAGCACAGCUUCCUUCCUGGCCCUGGUGGAGGGGCUUGUUGUGUAGCCCUAGCUCCACCUGCUGCAACACACACAAAGUUGUACCUCAGAUUCGGCAUUGUUCGAGUUUUAAAAUGGCAGCUUCCUGCAAACUUCCAGUACUUUAUGUAUCAUGAAACCUAACUGACAUUAUCGGAGGCAGUGUCUUCCAUAAUGUGUAAAGAACCAAGGUAGUUUUUGCCUACCACAGUGUUAUAUCGGAGGCAGUGACCUCCAUAUGUUGCACUAUGGGUGUACGUAAUUAUCGGGGACAGUGUUUCCCAUAAUUGUUCUAUGCUUAUCAUGCAAUGUCAUCUGCAAAGCUUGAUGGUUAGUAUCUAACAUGAAUCAAUUUCCUGCAGUCCUAUUUUUUCACUCUCCUGUGGUGAUGCAAAUACAAACUCCCAUCUGUUAUGUACUUCCCUAGACUCAACCCCUCUCCCUAGACUGAAUUGUUUCAAAUAGCUGUGCUGUCUUGAAGUGGCUUCCUGCCUCCAGUCACGGAACUGGUGAUUGAAUGUUUAGUGAAAACUAGGCUAGUUAGACUGUGUGCUCUGUGACUUAGUGAACUUCCUUCAAAUCACAAAAGAUUCAAAGAAUUAAAGGCGAAUGUAAGGCUCGGGGCUGACUGCUCUCUGCAAGGCUCUGUUUGCUACUCUGGAUUGGUGUGUGUGCUUGUUAGGAGGCUGGGGUGUUGCUGGGGUCCAUGCAAGGGAGCAAACAGCUUCUUCUGGUUUUGCUGGAAACCUCAAGCUUGUCUCCUGGAGGCCUGGGGAAGGAGGUGGGGGUUAGAAAUAUGUGGCACCUUUCUCAUAGUGCCCCUCAGCUCCGUGACCUGGAGCUGAACACAGCGGCCACAUGACACCUGCUAAGCUGUGCUGUUGCCAGCCCUAUGCUCUGCAAACAGUUUGAUCUGAUGUCUAAACAAAACCUGAGCAAGUGACCUGAGCCCAGCAGUAGUCCUUGAGGGAAAGAGCAUUGUCCUGGUGGAGCAGGGGCCUGGGCCUCCACAUGAAACUGGCAACGGCAAGCACCAGCCUAGUUAUUGAGCUCAGUGUUCACCAGCUUGGAGUGCUGGUAGGUUUUCUUUCAUCUUUCUCAUUGCUUUUCCCUGACUGCCCCGCCGAGGCACGAGUUCAGCCCCGUCUGUGUUACUGUUUCGUAGUGACAUUUCUCUGGAUGGCAUUUAUGAUCUGCUGUCUGGGAGCCCUCACUGUAGUGUUUGCAUGCAUCUUGAUGUCAGACUUAAUUCAUGCGCCUUGUAGCCAGCAGAGAAAGACAAAGCCUGUCUCCUGGCUUAGCAGCACAACUGUGACUACUGGGAUGUUGGGAUGCCUUCCUUGGUGCUGGCAUCUGAUGGGUGUGGGGUGCUAAAUGCUGGUUUUGGGUUACCUGCUGUCUGCUUUAAUAAAGUUUUAAAGCUUGAA